AUGACUCGGCCGCUGAGGCAAACCAGCACGACAGCACCUCCCACUGAGUGGCACAGGAGAACUGAUGUUCUGACGGUCUCCCCGUGGUUGGCCCCCAUCGUAUGGGAAGGAACCUUUGAUCCAAAAGUAAUUGACAGGAUAUACCAGCCUCUGAAUAUUACUGUGGCAACUACGGUCUUUGCAGUCGGAAAAUAUAUUCAGCUUUUGAAGCGAUUUCUGGAAAGUGCUGAGAAGCAUUACAUGCUUGGGUACAGAGUCCAUUACUAUGUCUUCACUGAUCAAAUGGACAAGGUUCCUCAGGUGACCCUGGCGUCUGGACGCUCCCUCACGGUGCUUCCUGUCCCGAGCUUUAGCCGCUGGCAGGAGAUCUCUUUGAGGAGGAUGGAGUUCAUUCGCAAGGCCAUCGACGACCACAUCCGCCACGAGGCCCACUUCAUCUUCUGCACCGAUGUGGACAUGGUGUUCGAGAACCGCUUUGGCGCGGAGGCGUUUGGUGAGCUGGUGGCAGCCAUACACCCCUGGUGGUACCACGCUGGGCGCAAUGAGCUCCCCUACGAGCGCAGGCCUGCAUCUCAGGCACAUGUUCCAAGAGGACAAGGUGAUUUCUACUAUGGUGGAGCUCUUUAUGGAGGCCAUGUAGACGUGGUGCACAGACUGACCAGCACAUGCGAGGAGCAACUCAACAUAGACAAGCAGAAGUCCAUUGAAGCCGCGUGGCAGGAAGAGAGCCAUCUUAACCGCUACUUUAUACUGCACAAACCCACUAAGCUGCUCUCGCCCGAGUACCUAUGGGACAAAUCUAAGGGGCCAGAGAAGUGGCUCAGAGUAGUUCGAUUUGCCACAGUGCUUAAGAAUUAUAAAACAUUGCGUCCCAACUAGUGCUGCUUUGAGGAGCUUUUGACAACCAUCACUUAUCAGCAACAUUAAAGACACAGGGUCAUUGCUCCUAAAACAAGAUUCAAAUGGCAAAUACAAAGACCCUACUCAAUUAAAAAAAUUGGAGGCCCCUCACAUUGCAGGGCUAUGAUUAAAAAAAAUAGCAAAAUGUAUAGCCAUAAGAAUUUUAAAAAGUUCUAUAAUCUAUAAUACAUAAUGACCAAACAGGUUUUAUACAGGGACGUAACAUAUCAAACAGUUUUAGACAGCUAUUAGAAGUCAUUGAAAACUAUGAUAAAAAAAAGAAAGCUAGACUAGUAUUUAUUGCCGAUUUUGA
Molecule: messenger RNA, 1213 nt
Organism: Sardina pilchardus (European sardine)
Lineage: Eukaryota; Metazoa; Chordata; Actinopteri; Clupeiformes; Clupeidae
Product: globoside alpha-1,3-N-acetylgalactosaminyltransferase 1-like
Exons: 3
Coding region: 1-879 (292 amino acids)
Biological process (GO): carbohydrate metabolic process
Cellular component (GO): membrane; vesicle; Golgi apparatus
Molecular function (GO): hexosyltransferase activity
Source: RefSeq, a predicted model, not a curated record